UCUUCUUUACUUUGAAAAGCCUUUCAAAUAAGCAGCAAUUAUUUUUUACUUCAUGGGCACUUUAAGCAAACUGUGACUCUAUCUAAACAAAAUCAUGUUAGAAUGUUAUAUCUUCCAUUUAUACCUGUAUAUAAGCUCCUUUUUAAAAUAUUCCUACCUUAAUUCAAUAAAACUGUGUAGCUUGAAUAUUCCUUCAUAAACUACAUUAAGGUUCGCAAAUUCUCAGAAGUUAUCCGCAUAAAACACAACCUGAAAGUUUAUGGAAAUCACAUGCAAAUGUAAUUUGACACCUUGUUGUUAUUAAUAUUCACCCGCGAACAUUGAUUGAGGAAACCAAAAGUGAGAGAUUUCUCGUUCAUUUUGAAAGGUAUAUAGCCUGAAAAGUUCGUGAGAAUCUCUGCAAACAAUAGGAAAGCUGUUUUAUUUAAAUAAGCAAUUUUUUAAGUUUUGUGCGGGAUUCUGUGGCCAGAAUCAUUUUGUGGGUUUUGGAGAAUUGUGUGUUAUGUAUUGCAACCAAGAGCCUGUAAGCAUGCUUAAUAUUUGAAAAAUGUUCUACUCUUGCAGAUUUAACCACUCUAUGUAGGCCGUACGAGAGCCGUGAAAUCCCUUGACAGCUAUUUCUGUCAACAGUUACGCUCAGUGAUGAGCUAGGCCUGGGUACAACAAUACAAAAGUGUCAGGUGUUACACACUCGUAGUGAACUUCAUUGUGACGGCUUUCUUCGUGUUUGCCUUUUUGUCACGUUUUCGGCAUGUUUACUGUGAUUAUGGAAGAACAUAUGUAGGUUAUACCCAGGCUGUUUUAUGAAGCUCGAAUAGGAGUAGAAGUUUUCAUAGAGCACUAUGCCUCUAUGCUUUAAUCACUGAUCACUUUGUACUUCUUCUCUGGCAUGUACAUAUAAAGCAGUGGCAUAUUGCCAUGGUUACCAAUGGGGUUUAGUCUGUUGUAGAAGUUUUUAUUAAGCCCUAUGCCUGAACUCCUUCAGUAACGAUCAUUUCUACAUAAUAAACUCUACGGCUCUACAAUAACACAUACGUAAAUAAUAAACUCUACAGCUCUACAAUUCUAAUGUACCAUAGCUCUACAGUUCUACCGCUCCACUAUCACACAUAUCUAGAUAAUGAACUCUAUGCCACUACGGUUCUAUGGCUCUACGAUCACACCUAUCUAGAUAAUAAACUCUACGCCUCUACAAGUCUGUGACUCUACAGCUCUACAAUCACACAUUUCUAGAUAAGGAACUCUACUCCUAUACGCUUCUAUGCUUCUACAGCUUUACAGCUCUACGGCAUUACAGCUCUACAUCACUCAUGUCUACACUACUAAUGAACUGAAGGAAAGUAAUAUAUAUAUGGUUGUGCGAAUGUACUGAAGGAAAGGCAAAUGUACGACUGUACUAAUGUACUGAAGGAAAGUAAAAUAUACGGUCGUACUAACGUACUAAAGGAAAAAAUAUACAUAAUGCUAACAUUUAGAAGGAAAUGCAAAUAUACGGUCACGUAAGGAAAGUAAAAUAUACGGUUAUACUAACAUACUGAAGGAAAGUAAAAUAUAUAGUUUUAUUAUAUGGCAAGGUAGUCUUGAGGUAAAUCCAAGCAUUCUGAUUGGUUCUUUCUUGGUCGGAAUUUUGCCGUACGGACCAUUUCUAUGGAAACUGUGAUAGGUUGUGUAUUUUUUUGUUUUCGAGAGCCAGCAAAUUCAAAAUUUACAACUAAAACUACGGAAAGAAAAUGUGUAAAUACUCUCAUUCUUCACAAAGAAACUAGCUAAAAGACUGAUAUUUUACAGAGCUUACAACAUGGACGAGGAAGAUGAAUAUUCACCAAGCGAAUUUUAUUAUCUUGAAGAUCUGGAAACAUCUGAUGUAGAAACUGAAACAGGCAUCAGCGAAAGUCAGGAGGCCAUAGACGAUUUUAUAAACAAACAGAAAAGUGCAAAUACAAAUAAGAAGACGGCUACUGAUAUGAACACUCUUCUCCGCAACAUGGAAGCUGAUGAUAUGACAAAUGAUAGAAUUGAAAGCCUACAUGUACCUGCAUCGGAGCUUGACCACCUUUUGUCCAAAUUUUUUAUGAACACACGCAGGAAAAAUGGAGGAGAGUAUGAGCCAGCAACAAUUGUCAGUUUUCAGUGCAGUAUACAGCGAUACUUAACUGAGAAGAAAUAUCCAUUCAACAUACUCAAGGACAAUGAGUUUGAAAAAUCGAGAAGCGUACUAGCUGCGAAGUGCAAGCCACUGGUUCAUGAGCACGGCAAAGCAAACAAGCCGCAAGCUGUUAAGGCAAUUGACAAAAACGAAGAAGAUGCUCUUUUUGAAGCGGGAGAAUUCAGCGACUCCAUUCCAGUUGCACUUCAAAGGACUGUAUGGUGGUUUUCAUCCCCACACUUUGAUUUCCAAGCGAGAGGAAAGUCUUAAGUUACACUGGGGAGACGUUCAGCUUCAACAGCAGAAUGAUGGCCAAGAAAUCUUGGUUUGAUUAGCCGAGCAAGGUACAAAGACCCGACAUGGUCAGGAACAAGGGCACCAAAGAGCAUUCCAGCCUAAGCUUUAUGCCACCAAUACAGAGAGAUGUCCAGUCAGCUUCCACAACAAAUUCCGCAAUCAUCAGCCAGUGGAGAUGAAUGCACCAGAAUCACCGUUUUACUUGGCGGUUUAGCAUAACUGACGCUUAAAUGGCAAAGUUUGGUAUAUGAAGGCACCCCCUGGUAAAAAUGAAAUCGGAAAGUUUCUAUCUACUGCAGCAAAGAAUGCUGGCCUUCAGCAAGAAGACAUAGACAUAGACAUAGACAUACUUUAUUUAACGUGGACAAGUACACACUUAGCUGUUCGCUAAAAGAAGGAAAAAGAGUAACAAAUCAUUCCAUCAGGAAAACCUGUAUUUCAAGGCUCCUCGAUGCAGAUGUUCCAGGGAACUUUGUAGCCCAACUGAGUGGCCACAAAAGCAUGGAGAGUUUGCAAUCUUUCAAGUCAGCUAGUUCGAAACACCAAAGGAGGACGUCCUUGACCCUCAGCAGAGUUAACCGUUCUAGAUCCGGAAAUGAACCUAUCUCAAGUGUGCAUAAACAAGAUCUUCAAGUAGCCACUCGCUCGACUACAGAAAUCGCCACAAGCACGACUGAAAAUUCAUUGAUUGAUUAGUAAAAUGAUCCUUUACUGUCUUCUACCACUCCAGUUUUUGCAGGUGCAAACAUAGGAUCCAUCAAUGGAUGUACCUUCCAAACAUUUCAUGGUAUUGUGAAAAUUGUCCAAAAUGAAAAGAAGCGUCGAAUUGUAAUUGAGAGUGAUGAGGACGAUUGACUUUAAGGCUGCUUCUUCAACAGCUAGGUAUAAGUUUGAAUGAUUUUCACAGCAACCAACUUAGACUUUUUUUGAUCCGUAUCUUGUGAUGCGCAAGUUAAAAUAUUCCAGGAUUGACAGAAACUCUUUUCCAAAUUUCAACGACCUCCAGCUGUUGAGACUUUUGUCAAAUUCUGUUACAAAUAGUUCUUGAAGUCGUGUUUAUAUUCAACAUGAUUUACGUUCAAUAAAUUUGUUUUAAAACUUGUGGUAGCUUGUUCUUUCUGAGUUGCUCGUGUCAACAAAAAUCUGUUACAGCGGGAGCCCUUUGAAUUCAAGUGACCAAAUGUAUGUUUUAUCACAAAACAAACAAGUGUGGCCUGAGUGCCAUAUAAUAAACUACUUACUAACCUAUCUAGCUCGAGCCGU
Molecule: messenger RNA, 3706 nt
Organism: Orbicella faveolata
Lineage: Eukaryota; Metazoa; Cnidaria; Anthozoa; Scleractinia; Merulinidae
Product: zinc finger MYM-type protein 2-like
Source: RefSeq, a predicted model, not a curated record